AUGUCAUUCUUCUUGUUUCAUCCGAGGAUUACAUCCCUGCGUGCGUUGGCUAGUAUUAGAUCAAGUCUGUAUCCAAGAAAUGGCCCUCUCCGAACUGCUGUGACAAAAACGCUCGUGAGGCAGAACUCCUGUUCAUGCAGACCAUCACGAUCCUGGUCACUCCGACUCGUCAGGCAGUUCUCCUCUAAAACAUCGGGAAAAUCAUCACCAGUUUCAACUGCGUGGCGGGUUUUAAAAUUUGUUUUCACUGGUACGGGAGUAUUGUUUUGGUGUAUCAUUGUACUCGGUUUGGGAACAGGGCAUUUGCAGAUAAGUAGUGAUGAAGUGUCUUCUGAUCACGAUCCGGCUUUGAUGGCUGCCAUAUUCCAGUUGGACGAUAAGGAAUUUACCCAGGAUUUUACCGAGAAAGGAAGACCCCAAGCCAUGAGGGAAGUGUCCGAGGAAGUGACGCACAAGUUAACUGCUUUGUCUGUAGUAUGGUCGAAACUGAAAAGCGAAAAUGCCUUCUUGAAAAAGUUUGGCAAGAAUGUAAAUAUUACAGGUUAUAAAGUGCAAUAUGGCUCACCGCCUGAGAAGAGCAAUAACAGCAAAGAUGAGUUACUAACUAAUGGAGGCCCAGAAGACAAUUACAACAGCAAUGUACUUAAAUACAGUAGGGAUGAAUGGAAUGUAACAGUAUAUAUUGAGGGCUCAGAAUCCUCUGGUUUAGUUACUGUGGGAUUUCACAAAGUAAACAACAAUAGUACAAUUUGGAUUCCAGUUUCUCUCCUUGUUGAAACUAUGCCAAGUUCAGGUGUGAAGGUCUGUGAAGUUUCCGCACCUCUUCCAAAUGGUCUCACAAAGUUCUCACGCUUGUUUAGGGAUGACUAG
This is a messenger RNA of Porites evermanni, 870 nucleotides long. The record is from the annotation of a GenBank genome assembly. NCBI's taxonomy places the organism in Eukaryota, Metazoa, Cnidaria, Anthozoa, Scleractinia, Poritidae.